CCAUUGGUUCACAUUCAUGUUUACAGCCGUUUCAACUGUUUCUGUGUGAAUCAACGAAGCAGGACAGCUGAUGUCCUGACGGACAAAAUGCCAAAUUUUGUCCUUUUGCUAAUUCUGGGAAUCCACAGCACUGCAGCUGUGACCCACUCUCUGAAGUAUUUCUACACUGCGUCCACUCAAGUCCCAGGCUUCCCAUAGUUUGUGGUUGUUGCGUUGGUUGAUGAUGUUCAGAUUGCUUAUUAUGACAGUGUGAUUAAGAGAGCAGAACCCAAACAGGACUGGAUGAGGGAGAUCACUGAUCAGCAGUACUGGGAGAGAGAGACUGGAAACUUUCUGGGUAACCAGCAGAUCUUCAAAGCCAACAUUGAAAUCUUAAAGCAGCGCUUCAACCAAACUGGAGGAGUUCACGUUGUUCAGCACAUGUAUGGCUGUGAGUGGGAUGAUGAGACUGCAGAGGUCAAAGGUUAUGAUCAGUUUGGUUAUGAUGGAGAAGAUUUCAUUGCCCUGAGCCUGGAGACAAAAUCCUGGAUCGCUCCAACCCGACAAGCUGUCAUCACCAAACAAAAAUGGGAUCGUAAUGUAGCUUUUGUAAAGAAUGAGGAGAACUACUUAACUGAGAAUUGUCCUGAGUGGCUGAAGAAAUAUGUGAACUAUGGGAGAAACUCCCUGAUGAGAACAGAACUUCCAUCAGUUUCUCUCCUCCAGAAAUCUUCAUCCUCUCCAGUCAGUUGCUUCGCUACAGGUUUCUAUCCCAACAGAGCAGAAAUGUUCUGGAGGAAAGAUGGAGAGGAGAUUCAUGAUGAUGUGGAGAAAGGAGAGAUUCUCCCCAACAAUGAUGGGACCUUCCAGAUGAGUAUCAACAUUUAUCUUUCAUCUGUCCCACCUGAAGACUGGCCCAGGUACGAAUGUGUGUUUCUGCUUUCUGGAGUUGAGAGAGACGUCAUCAGACUGGAGAAAACAAGAAUCAGGAACAAUGAAUUGAAAAGUGUCUCAACAGUAAAUAACAACACUAUGACCAUCCUUGUUGCUGUUGCCGUGGGUUUCCUUGGUCUUGUUGUCAUUAUUGGAUUCAUUCUUUACAAAAAGAUUAAAGGUUCUGAAGACACCAAGACGUCACCAUCAGGCCCAGAAGCUUCAUCUUUAAAUAGUAAAUGUUCAGACGACAGCCAAGGCAAACCUCUGGUGUAACGCUAAAAGAAACAAAUGAGGACUUUGGACACCAAGGCACCAAAAUAUGAGUUUUCUUGAGUCUCUGCAUCCAAAUAAAACAUCAAAUGUA
Messenger RNA from Xiphophorus couchianus (Monterrey platyfish), 1279 nucleotides. RefSeq names its product class I histocompatibility antigen, F10 alpha chain-like. Gene Ontology annotation, biological process: immune response. Gene Ontology annotation, cellular component: external side of plasma membrane. The coding region runs from base 283 to 1188 and encodes 301 amino acids. NCBI's taxonomy places the organism in Eukaryota, Metazoa, Chordata, Actinopteri, Cyprinodontiformes, Poeciliidae. The record is from RefSeq and is a predicted model, not a curated record. The transcript has 7 exons.